Molecule: messenger RNA, 666 nt
Organism: Lottia gigantea (owl limpet)
Lineage: Eukaryota; Metazoa; Mollusca; Gastropoda; Lottiidae
Exons: 3
Biological process (GO): protein K48-linked deubiquitination; endoplasmic reticulum membrane fusion; protein K11-linked deubiquitination
Molecular function (GO): cysteine-type deubiquitinase activity
Source: RefSeq, a predicted model, not a curated record
GAAUUUCAGGGGCUGAUAGAAAGGGUAUUGGUAGACCAGGACAUGAAGUCUGAUUUAGAAGAGGGAAAACUCAUCAACUGGUGUCGUACAGCCCAGAUAUUAUACCCACUAAAUACCACUAAAGAUGGAAACUGUCUAUUACAUUCAAUAUCAAUGUAUAUUUGGGGAGUAGAGGACAACAGUUUAUUACUGAGACGGGUUUUAUAUUGUACCCUACAAACAGAUCAACACAAUGUUUUCAAACAACGCUACUUUCACUUUAUGACCAACAGAAAUAGCGAAGUUUAUGGUAAUUUACUGCAGUUUGAUUCCAUGGAUCAAGAACAGGAAUGGAAAGGUAUCGUGGAUAGCGUGGAACCCAGACAUACCCCUAGUUUUGCCAACCCUCUCUCGUUUCUAGAACCAAUACAUAUAUACGUGAUGGCGAACAUUUUAAAACGGUCAAUAAUAGUAAUGGCAGAUACUCGUAUUCGAACUUUAGAAGCUGUCAGUAUACAAGAUAACGAUAUCGUUGGUAUUUAUCUCCCCUUGGACAUUGAACCAGAACAAUGCUACAAAUAUCCAAUCGUCUUAGGCUUUAAUUACAACCAUUUUACCCCAUUGGUAACUACGAAGGAAGAUCGGAACAGUCCACGAAAAUUAUCAAUUCCUUUACAGAAACAAGAC